Molecule: messenger RNA, 1941 nt
Organism: Melanaphis sacchari
Lineage: Eukaryota; Metazoa; Arthropoda; Insecta; Hemiptera; Aphididae
Product: maltase A1-like
Exons: 10
Coding region: 59-1837 (592 amino acids)
Biological process (GO): carbohydrate metabolic process
Source: RefSeq, a predicted model, not a curated record
AUGAUAAGUUCGACAUUACGAGAAUUGUAUACUCUGUAAUACGACCCGCUCAGCCAACAUGUUUAAAGUAACCACGGUGUGUAUGUGGCUAUUUGCCUUUAACAAUCUUGUGUCUUCCGAGUAUAUUUAUGAAGGUUUGAGCAACUCGUACGAAUUGGACUGGUGGCAAAAAGAAAUUAUUUAUCAAAUUUACGUGAGAUCAUUCAGAGACAGCAAUGGCGAUGGAAUUGGAGACCUGAACGGUAUAACAGAAAAAGUCUCAUACUUCAAAAGUAUAGAUGUUGGUGCCGUUUGGUUAUCGCCGAUAUUCCUUUCACCGCAAAAUGAUUUUGGUUAUGAUAUUUCUGACUACAAAGAGAUCGAUCCUAUUUACGGUACAAUGGAAGACUUUGAACGAAUGAGAGAUGAGUUUCAUAAACAUGGCAUAAAAGUCUUAUUGGACUUUGUACCGAAUCACACAAGUGACGAACAUGAAUGGUUCCAAAAAUCAAUUAAAAAAAUAGAGCCCUUUACUGAUUAUUACGUAUGGAAAGAUCCAAUCAUUGAUAUACAUGGCAAUAAAACGCCUCCAAGUAAUUGGUUGGGUGUGUUCAAUAGUGGAUCUGCGUGGGAAUGGAAUGAUGAACGUCAACAAUAUUAUUUACAUCAGUUUCAAGUGAAACAACCAGAUUUGAACUACAGGAAUCCGUCGGUUAGAGAAGAAAUUAAGAACACACUAUUAUAUUGGUUGGGACGUGGAGUUGACGGAUUUAGAUUCGAUGCUGUUAACUAUCUAUUUGAAAGAGAAGAUCUACUUGAUGAACCAAAGUCCAACAAAGUUGGCUAUUUGGACACCGAUUACGAUUCCUUAAUACAUACAAGCACACUUGAUCAACCGGAAACUUAUACCAUUGUAAGCUCAUGGAGACAGAUGCUGGACAGCUACAGGACCAGUGAAAAGAAAACUAAAUUUAUGAUGGUGGAAUGUUACUCACCUUUUAAUAAUACCAUGCUGUACUACGGUAACCAGUCAUCGCCUGGUGCUCAUUUUCCAUUCAACUUUUUAUUCAUUAAUACGUUUGAUCAACAAUCGGAUGCUGCUAAAGUUUAUGAUAUAAUCAAAUCCUGGAUGAAAGGUAUGCCCAGUGGCAUGUGGCCCAACUGGGUGUUAGGUAACCAUGAUAACUCGAGAGUGGCUACAAGAAGCAACCCAAUGUUAGUCGAUGGAUUACAUAUGAUGCAACAUCUCUUGCCUGGCACCUCAGUAACUUAUUACGGAGAUGAACUCGGUCUAAUAGACACAAAUGUUCGUUGGGACCAAACUGUUGAUCCAGCUGGGCUUAACGUUGGCCCUUAUAGGUUCUUAAAAUUCAGCAGGGAUCCCGUAAGGACUCCAUUUCCGUGGGAUAGUUCGUUUAACGCAGGUUUUUCUAAUUCAUCUAAAUUGUGGCUUCCUCUAAACUCCGAUUAUUGGCAAAGAAAUAUAGCAGAAGAAUCAAAAUAUAAAAGUAACCUAAGGUCAUACAGGCAAUUGGCUCGGUUAAGGAGGAGUCUAACAUUUGUCAAAGGCGAUUUGCAUUUAUACACUUUAUCCAAAUGGGUAUUUGGAUUUUCACGGAGUUUUUAUGAUCAUCCUACAUACUUCAUUUUAAUCAACUUAGGGAGUGAAAUAGAAACAGUUGAUUUAACGAAAGCUAGAAAUACUUUACCACAGAUUUUAAAAAUUAAGGUCUCUAGUAUUAACUCUGGUUAUGUAACCGGAAAUUUAGUAAACACAAAUUGUGUGUUUCUGCGUCCAAAAGCAGCUGUUGUACUCACAACCUCGAGAAUAAAUGAAGAUUCAUUAUCUAAUUUGUAGAAUAUUAAAAAAUAUAAUUAACUAAUGUAAAUUAUUAAUUGAAGUAUUAAAUUAUAUUUAAUUAUUUUAAUUAGUUCCCAAUAAACUAAAUCCAUUUGAAAGUA